UACGCCAGAAGUGAGCAGCAGACCCUCGUCGGCGCAUGUCAAGCUUCUCGUUCCCAUUUCUUAGAAAUCUCGCGCUUCCUCUGCGGAGCCUAUCUCCCCGCCUUUCUCUUCCACUGCCUCGCUUAAUUUCUCUCUAUCUCCCCAGUUCUCGCCUGCGUUUCCACGGCGUGUCGACAAGGCUUAUGGCGUCUUUAGAAAGGAAGCAUCGCAUCGCGGAAAUCGCAUCCUCGAUCCGCGUCAUCCCAGACUUUCCCAAGCCGGGGGUUAUGUUUCAGGAUAUUACGACGCUGCUGCUUGAUCCCAAGGCGUUUGGGGAUGCUGUGGAGUUGUUCGUGGAGAGGUAUAGGGAUCAGCGGAUUUCUGUUGUUGCUGGUGUUGAAGCAAGAGGCUUCAUCUUUGGCCCACCCAUUGCCCUGGCUAUUGGUGCAAAGUUUGUACCUUUGAGAAAACCAAAGAAGUUACCAGGUGAAGUCAUUUCAGAAGAGUAUUUACUCGAAUAUGGUGCAGAUAAAAUUGAGAUGCAUGUUGGUGCUGUUCAGCCUACUGAUCGGGCAAUUGUAAUUGAUGAUCUUAUUGCAACGGGAGGGACCUUACGCGCAGCAGUCAAGCUACUUGAACGUGUUGGUGCGGAAGUGGUUGAAUGUGCCUGUGUCAUUGAGUUGCCAGAGCUGAAGGGUCGGGAGAAAUUAGGAGACAUUCCACUUUUUGUUCUCGUAAACGGAGCUUGACGGUAUGUUCAUUCUUCAACUUCUCCUAUUUUGAAUGCAGUUUGUGGCUUUCAGUAUUCAUCUAUAGUGAUAAGAAGUUUGUAUCUUAUGCAUUAUUACAUGUGUGAAUGCCAGAUUUAUUUUAUUUAUAUAUAUAGCAUUUCAAGUUGGUUUAUAUAU
Dendrobium catenatum is the source of this 887-nucleotide messenger RNA. Its product is annotated as adenine phosphoribosyltransferase 1. Gene Ontology annotation, molecular function: adenine phosphoribosyltransferase activity. Gene Ontology annotation, biological process: adenine salvage. The record is from RefSeq and is a predicted model, not a curated record. Gene Ontology annotation, cellular component: cytoplasm; cytosol. The transcript is spliced from 6 exons. NCBI's taxonomy places the organism in Eukaryota, Viridiplantae, Streptophyta, Magnoliopsida, Asparagales, Orchidaceae. Bases 36 to 728 code for a protein of 230 amino acids.